Astyanax mexicanus (Mexican tetra) is the source of this 2292-nucleotide messenger RNA. Its product is annotated as serine/threonine-protein kinase WNK2-like. The record is from RefSeq and is a predicted model, not a curated record. NCBI's taxonomy places the organism in Eukaryota, Metazoa, Chordata, Actinopteri, Characiformes, Acestrorhamphidae. Bases 94 to 2292 code for a protein of 732 amino acids. The transcript has 3 exons.
CCUCUGACCCAGUUCCCGCGGCCCCGGCCGCCUCUGACCCAGUUCCCGCGGCCCCGGCCGCCUCUGACUCUGUGCCCGCUGUUACCCCAGUUCAUGUGCAUGGGGGUCCAGCCUCUGCUCCUGUGCCUACUCCCAGGUCACGAGCUCCUAGACCCGCCGCGCCUGCUCAAGCUGCACCCGCCGCGCCUGCUCAAGCUGCACCCGCCGCGCCUGCUCAAGCUGCACCCGCCGCGCCUGCUCAAGCUGCACCCGCCGCGCCUGCUCAAGCUGCACCCGCCGCGCCUGCUCAAGCUGCACCCGCCGCGCCUGCUCAAGCUGCACCCGCCGCGCCUGCUCAAGCUGCACCCGCCGCGCCUGCUCAAGCUGCACCCGCCGCGCCUGCUCAAGCUGCACCCGCCGCGCCUGCUCAAGCAGCACCCACUGCUCCAGCCUCAGCUCCAGCUCAAGCACCAGCAGCACCCACUGCUCCAGCCUCAGCUCCAGCUCCAGCACCCGCUGCCUCAGCCUCAGCUCCAGCACCCGCUGCCUCAGCUCCAGCUCCAGCACCCGCUGCCACAGCUCCAGCUCCAGCACCCGCUGCCACAGCUCCAGCUCCAGCACCCGCUGCCACAGCUCCAGCUCCAGCACCCGCUGCCACAGCUCCAGCUCCAGCACCCGCUGCCACAGCUCCAGCUCCAGCACCCGCUGCCACAGCUCCAGCUCCAGCACCCGCUGCCACAGCUCCAGCUCCAGCACCCGCUGCCACAGCCUCAGCUCCAGCACCAGCAGCUCCCGCUGCCACAGCCUCAGCUCCAGCACCAGCAGCUCCCGCUGCCACAGCCUCAGCUCCAGCACCAGCAGCUCCCGCUGCCACAGCCUCAGCUCCAGCACCAGCAGCUCCCGCUGCCACAGCCUCAGCUCCAGCACCAGCAGCUCCCGCUGCCACAGCCUCAGCUCCAGCACCAGCAGCUCCCGCUGCCACAGCCUCAGCUCCAGCACCAGCAGCUCCCGCUGCCACAGCCUCAGCUCCAGCACCAGCAGCUCCCGCUGCCACAGCCUCAGCUCCAGCACCAGCAGCUCCCGCUGCCACAGCCUCAGCUCCAGCACCAGCAGCUCCCGCUGCCACAGCCUCAGCUCCAGCACCAGCAGCUCCCGCUGCCACAGCCUCAGCUCCAGCACCAGCAGCUCCCGCUGCUACAGCCUCAGCUCCAGCACCAGCAGCUCCCGCUGCUACAGCCCCAGCUCCAGCACCAGCAGCUCCCGCUGCUACAGCCCCAGCUCCAGCACCAGCAGCUCCCGCUGCUACAGCCUCAGCUCCAGCACCAGCAGCUCCCGCUGCUACAGCCUCAGCUCCAGCACCAGCAGCUCCCGCUGCUACAGCCUCAGCUCCAGCACCAGCAGCUCCCGCUGCUACAGCCUCAGCUCCAGCACCAGCAGCUCCCGCUGCUACAGCCUCAGCUCCAGCACCAGCAGCUCCCGCUGCUACAGCCUCAGCUCCAGCACCAGCAGCUCCCGCUGCUACAGCCUCAGCUCCAGCACCAGCAGCUCCCGCUGCUACAGCCUCAGCUCCAGCACCAGCAGUGCCUGCCACCCAUGUGGUACCCACUGCCCCUGACCCGGUACCUGCUCCCAGAACUUUGUACACCCCCAAGCCUACUCCCAGAUCUUUGUUUGGUCCCAAGCCCCGUUAUUCCCGGCCUGCUCCGAGGCCUCCUGUCUUUGCCCCCAGAACUGUGCCCAGGCUGGCUCCUUGGACUUCCCUACAGACUUUUGCCAGUCCUGGGCACCCACCAAUGUUUGUUCCCAUGUCUCUCCCUGUCCUGGUCCCAGUGUCUGUGUUUGUUCCCAUUCCUGUCCCCGGUGGUGUUUCUGUUCCCGUCCCAGUCACUGUAUUUGUUUCUGUCCCCGUCUCUGUCAUGGUUCCAGUUCCCCUGUCCAGUUUUUCUCAGCCCCCUGUCCAGUCUCAGCCCCCUGUCCAGUCUCAGCCCUGUGUUCUGUUCCCUGUCCAGUCUCAGUCCCCAGUCCAGUCGUUUGUUCAGUCUGAACCCCCUGUCCAGUCCCAGUCUCAGUUCCCUGCCCGGUCUACGUCUCCUGUCCAGUUUCCAUUUCCUGUCCAGUCCCCUAUCCCGUCUCCGUUCCAGGUCCUGUCCCCGUUUCGUGUCCAGUCUCGUGUCCAGUCUCAGCCCCUGUUCGGUCGUUAGUCCCGUCUGUUCCCUUCCUCUGUUCCCUCUCUCUCUCGGCGCCCCUGGUAGUGGCGCCGUUGAAGGGGGGUUAUGUUACACCUUAGCCCAUGUCUGUGGUGUGGACCUCUGA